UUGUUUUACGGGCGGUCAUGGAAAGAUGGAAAUCGAAAGCAAAAAUGGCUCCAAAAUCCGAGUUGAAGAAGACAUGGAUUUCGGCAGAGGAUUAGGGUUUGUUUCCACUGACCGAACAGUUUCUCGCCGCCAUGUUUCUUUCAAACCCCACGAAGACGACGACGGAAUCAGCAGUGCUUAUUUCCAAGUGAAAGGCAAAAACCCCAUUUGGGUACGCCAUUCCACAAACCCCCACAUUAGGGUUUACAAUGCUUCUCAAUCUGGUCAAUUAAACAUCGGAGAUUCAUUCUGUCUGUCUUCCAAACACCCUGUUUGGUUUAAUCUGAACAAAAUCGCAUCUGCAGAUGAAUCGAAUAGAUACGAGGAAGCAUUCGCAGAGAUUUCAGGGUUUGAUCAUGAUGAAAUUGAGACCACUGAUAUCGAUGAUCCUGUUCAAGAGUUUGGUUUUGUUGUAAUGGGGCGUGAGUUUGAUUGCUACCAGAAGAAAUUGAUCCGGGACACGAGGAACUGGAAUUGGUUUCUUGAAGAACCUAUCAAGGAUAGCGAUGAUGAAGAAGACGACGAGAAAAGAUCAAGAAAGAAGAGGAAGAAGAGUGGAAAGAGGGAUGAUGUUGAUGAUGAAGUUUGGACGGGUGAGAGCGAAGAAGAAGAAGAAGAUGUUGAGUCGAUUAAGAAGUUGAGAAAUGACACGAAACCUAAGUAUUCAACUAGAUCGAAAGAUAAAGGUAGAAAGGGUGCGGGUGCGGGGGCAAGUAAAAGUGUAAAAGAUGACGCAAAGAAGAAGGCGAGGAGUGAUGAAGAUGAAGAUGAAGGUGAUGAAACAUUGGGUGGAUUCAUAGUUGACGAUGAAGAUAUAGGAGAAGGAGACGAGGAUGAUGAUGACAACGAGGAAGAGUUUGAAGAAGACGAGGAUGAUGAGUAGUUGUUUGUUUAAAGUUUUCAUUUAGGAUUUCUGUGUUUUUAUGUUGUUGUAUGCUAGUAGUCGUAAACAUGUACAAUUACGCAGUUUUCUACCAAGUUUGACGUGUGUUGUGAGUCACCCGUCUUUCAUGUC
Molecule: messenger RNA, 1054 nt
Organism: Helianthus annuus (common sunflower)
Lineage: Eukaryota; Viridiplantae; Streptophyta; Magnoliopsida; Asterales; Asteraceae
Product: acidic leucine-rich nuclear phosphoprotein 32-related protein
Exons: 2
Coding region: 26-922 (298 amino acids)
Molecular function (GO): protein binding
Source: RefSeq, a predicted model, not a curated record